Drosophila takahashii is the source of this 1431-nucleotide messenger RNA. RefSeq names its product lysophosphatidylserine lipase ABHD12. NCBI's taxonomy places the organism in Eukaryota, Metazoa, Arthropoda, Insecta, Diptera, Drosophilidae. The record is from RefSeq and is a predicted model, not a curated record. Gene Ontology annotation, molecular function: phosphatidylcholine lysophospholipase A1 activity; monoacylglycerol lipase activity. Gene Ontology annotation, cellular component: endoplasmic reticulum membrane. Gene Ontology annotation, biological process: phosphatidylserine catabolic process; monoacylglycerol catabolic process.
UUAUGCUCUUCACGCGCCGGCGACAACUCAAGAGAAUAAGCAGAACGGAAGUAGAACAAUCGCAAUGUACGAGCUUCAUAAUUGCCUACGGUCCGUUUUCUUUGCCACACUCAUUCCCGGAACGAUCCUACUUAGUUGGCUAACUGGUCUAGUGGGUCUGCGAUCUCUGCAAGCAUGUCUGCUGAUCUUCUUCCUGAUCUUCGUGGCCCUGCCUCUGAUAUUUCGGUACUCCGUGACAUUUCAACGCGGCAUUCUGUUCCUCACAUUCAUUAAGUACCCCAAAGGACUGGAUCUCACGAAGCCAGAGAGCGUUGGACUGUAUGCCACACGGAACUUUUACAUCACCGUCAAGGAUCACGAUCAGGACGAGGAUGGAGUGCGCGUUGGAGUGUGGCAUGUCCUGCCCAGCAAUGCAGUGCGUCGCUUUAAGCGCGAACUCCGCGUGGAGGAGGAAGUGGCUCACGAUCUGGACCAGCAGUUGGAGCACUCACCUGGCAACGAACAGGAGCUAAAGGAACUGGCGCCAGUGAUACGCUCUGAAUUUCCCCAAGUGCGGCCGGAAAACGAGCAGCUCUUCUACGAGCGAUUGCUGCGAAUGCCAGGAGGCACUGUGGUCCUCUAUCUCCAUGGAAACACAGCCAGUCGAGGCAGUGGCCACCGAUCGGAGGUGUACAAGCUGCUGCGGAAGCUCAACUACCAUGUGUUCUCCUUCGACUACAGGGGCUAUGCGGACUCGGAUCCUGUGCCUCCGACGGAGGAAGGCGUUGUGCGCGACGCGAUGAUGGUGUUUGAGUAUAUAGCCAACACCACCUCGAAUCCAAUCGUGGUCUGGGGUCACUCCUUGGGCACCGGAGUAGCCACGCAUCUGUGUGCUAAGCUGGCCAGUUUGAGGGAACGGGCUCCCAGGGGAGUGAUCCUCGAGAGCCCGUUCACCAACAUCCGGGACGAGAUACGCAUGCAUCCGUUCGCCAAGCUCUUCAAGAACCUGCCCUGGUUCGAUUUCACCAUCUCGAGGCCCAUGUACAGCAAUAUGCUGCGGUUCGAGUCGGAUGUCCAUGUCCAGGAGUUCCACCAGCCCAUAAUGAUCAUCCAUGCCGAGGACGACGUGGUGGUGCCGUUCCACCUGGGCUACCGGCUGUACAGGAUUGCCCUGGACGGCAGAAGUCGUGCCUGGGGACCCGUGGAGUUCCAUCGCUUCAAGGCCAGCCUAAAGUACGGACACAAAUACCUCUGCCGAGCACCGGAAUUGCCGGGACUGAUCCAAACGUUUGUGGAAAACUACCGCAAUUCCGUCUACUAGACGCUAUCAUCGGGACAUUAGUUUACGUAUAAGACUAUUAUUCUAAUUUAAUUUUUUACCGCCAUCACUGACACGUUCCAAAAUUUCCGCCCUGUGCAAGCAAAUUAAAGCAGUCGAGAGAUACGGACAAA